Messenger RNA from Epithele typhae, 582 nucleotides. RefSeq lists its product as uncharacterized. Lineage: Eukaryota; Fungi; Basidiomycota; Agaricomycetes; Polyporales; Epitheliaceae. Gene Ontology annotation, cellular component: plasma membrane. Bases 1 to 582 code for a protein of 193 amino acids. The record is from RefSeq and is a predicted model, not a curated record. The transcript is spliced from 6 exons.
AUGUUUCUGGCUACUAUCGCCGUCUUGACACUGCUCGUGCUUGUGAUCUUCUCCACACCAUUUAUCAAGAUGUUCUACUUCUUGCGGACUUCGGCAGAAGGAGGCUACGUCAUGCCUCCUUCUCGCAAUCUUCAAGAACACGUUGGGAGGUAUGACCUUCGUAAUAGGUUCGGCUACCAGUUCCAGCAACUUGUGCAACCUCUUCCUAUGCUUCUUGUUCUAUACCCCGCAGCUGCGGGGGUCUGUUUUGUCAGUGCUGUUGUUCUGCUACCUCUGUUCUUCUCUCGCCGAGAACCAAGAUGGCCUUACGUUGUUUUCGGGCUGCUUUCUGCCCUGGCGUUCCUCGCCACCGCCGGAGCUUUCGCCAUCACAAUGUAUCUCUUCACCGUGGCGCGUGAUCGGUUCCACGCCACAGGCCUGGAAGCAGAAUAUGGGCCUGCAAUAUGGAUGGCGCUCGCGGCUACGGCAGUUAUGCUGCUGGUCGCGAUGAAUGCUGGGUGCGCAACGUGUCCUUCCUCCCGUUUCCGCGCGGAGGCGGGCUUCCUGUGGAGCAAUGCGUCUGGGUGCUCCCUCCUCGGCUAA